Molecule: messenger RNA, 2308 nt
Organism: Oldenlandia corymbosa var. corymbosa
Lineage: Eukaryota; Viridiplantae; Streptophyta; Magnoliopsida; Gentianales; Rubiaceae
Source: the annotation of a GenBank genome assembly
GUUCUCAUAAAACCUUUAUUAAUAAACAUGAGUUUUUACUUCUUUAAAAAAAAAAAAAAAAUCAGAUUUCCGUCGCUGGGCCCACAAUAGUCUUCGUCUUUCGUUUGUUUAAUUUGACCAAAGCUUUUUACAUCCAAUUCUCGUUUUUUGAUAUAAAAAGCCGUCGGGCUCUUCAAAAUUUUCAAAGAAAAAUCAGUUCACGUUUCUCUAACAACAACAGAGAAAAAAAAACACAUCUGUUCAUCCCACGUUAGAUUUUGUGCAUCCCACUACAAAUCUUUAGCAUACUUAUUACCAAACAAACAAGAAGAAGAAGAAGAAGAAAAUGGCAUCAUCAUCCUCUUUAGCCCUCCAUCCUUUUCAGCUUCAAAUUCCAUCCCACAGAUCAUCAUCAUCAUCAUCUUCUUCUUCUUCUUCUUCAUCAAGACAUUUACCGGGCAGCAAAUUCUUCAUUGUCAAACCAAUCAGAGCUUCGGUGUCCGAAAGACCAUCCAUCAGAAUAACACCCUCGCCUCCACCACCUCCGCCGACAACCACCACCACACAAGCGACCCGCGCGCCGGCGCCGACUAAGCCACCACUCAAACAAGUCCCCGGUGACUACGGCCUUCCCUUCAUCGGCGCCAUUAACGACAGGAAUGAUUAUUUCUACAACCAGGGAAAAGAAGAAUUCUUCAAAUCCAGGGUUCAGAAAUACCAAUCCACCGUGUUCCGAACCAACAUGCCACCCGGGCCAUUCCUUGCCUCCAACCCAAAAGUCAUCGUAUUGGGAGACGCAAAAAGCUUCCCUACUCUGUUCGACCUGAGUAAAGUCGAGAAGAAAGAUCUCUUCACCGGAACUUACAUGCCUAAUCUGGAAUUCACCGGCGGCCACCGCGUCCUCUCCUACCUGGAUCCAUCCGAACCCAAACAUUCCAAACUGAAAAAUCUCAUUUUUUUCCAGCUCUCAUCAUGCCGAGACAGAGUAAUCCCGGAGUUCAGCUUAAGCUACAAUGAACUAUUUGAGACUCUGGAGAAAGAUCUGGCCUCAAAAGGGAAAGCCCCAUUAGGGGAACCCAAUGAGCAGGCGGCAUUCAAUUUCCUGGGUCGGGCUUUCUACGGCGUCAACCCGGUAACAUCGAUGCUGGGUUCCGACGGCCCGAAAAUAAUCAACAAAUGGGUACUCUUCCAACUCCAUGGACUCCUCACAUUAGGCCUUCCAAAAGCAAUUGAAAACCCAAUGCUCCAUACUUUUCCCCUGCCUCCAUCCGCAAUAAAAAAAGACUACAAAAAACUGUUCGAUUUCAUCUACACCUAUUCAACUCCCGUCCUCGAUGAAGCCGAGAGAUUGGGAAUCGACCGGAGUGAAGCUGCCCAUAACCUUCUGUUUGCCACCUGCUUCAACACCUUUGGUGGGAUGAAGAUUUUCUUCCCUUCCAUGUUCAAAUGGAUUGGCCGGGCUGGCGGAAAGCUUCAUGCCCAAUUAGCCCAGGAAAUACGAUCCGUUCUGAAAUCCAACGGCGGGAGAGUUACCAUGAGAGCCAUGGAAAGCAUGCCGUUAACUAAGUCGGUGGUUUACGAAGCUCUGAGGAUCAACCCACCCGUUUCCUCUCAGUACGGCAAGGCAAAGAGGGACUUCAUCGUGGAAUCCCACGACGCGGCUUUCAAAAUCAGAGAAGGGGAGAUGCUUUAUGGGUACCAGCCGCUGGCGACGAGGGAUCCGAAGGUGUUUGAUCGGCCGGAGGAAUUUGUGCCGGACAGGUUCAUCGGUGAAGAAGGGGAGAAGUUGUUGAGGUACGUUUUGUGGUCUAAUGGGCCUGAAUCGGAAGCUCCGACCGUUCAUAACAAGCAGUGUGCCGGAAAGGAUUUCGUGGUGCUGGUUUCCCGGUUGUUGCUGGUGGAGUUUUUCCGGCGUUACGAUUCGUUCGAUAUCGAGGUUGGUAAGUCGCCGUUGGGUGAUUCUGUUACUAUGACGUCAUUGAAGCGAGCUAGCUUCUGAAACGAUGGCGUAUAUAGGGAUGUAUUGACAUAGUAGUCGUAGUAGUAGUAAGUAUAGCUAGUAUAGUCCGAUGAUCCGAUCUACUUAUUAUUCGUGUAAAUUUAUUGUUGAUUUUGCCUAUUAAUGUAUGGAGGAAAAAUAAUGCUACUUCAUCCACUAGUAAAUUUACUAGGUGGAAAUUGGAAUGAAUUAUUCUAAAGUUUGAAUUCCAUCUUCUACCAAAUAUAAUCACUUUUACAAGUUAUAGAGACAUAAACUAAACGGGCUUUUUCCAUGCAAAGGAAUGAAAGUUGGACUAGUACUUGUAGAUUAUCAUUUUUUUUUUUUAAC